CGCUUGUAUUUCUUUAUUAAUAUUAUAUUUAAACCCAUUGACUGAGUAAUUGAAAAAUGUUCUAAAGACUAGACGAUAGAUCUAGAUUAGAUAUAUAAUUUAUUAUGUAAUAGAGUCUAGAUCUAAUUAAUUUGUAUUUCUCUCUUUCUAAUUUUAGUCUUUGAGUUAAGACUUUUGAAGUUGAGACAGUGACUGAGUGAAAUGGCUCAUAGCAACACAACAGGACCUAGAAAAGGAUCCAGAUACCACCGUUUGGAUGAUAUUCCAACAGAUACAUUUACACCAAGAACAUAUCAGAUUCAGCUUUUGGAUUCUGCUUUGAAAAGAAAUUCUCUACUAUGUCUCGGUUGUUCAGAGAGCAAAAUUUUUUUAGCUUUAAUGCUAGCAAAAGAGCUUUCCUCUGUAACAAGAUUGUCUCUAGGAGCAGGUGGAAAGCGGACAUUUUUUCUAACGGACUCAGAAGAGGAUGUUGAUCUCUUAUGUCAGACACUACCAAAUCACACAGAUCUUUUCAUUAACAGCUGUCCAAUGGGAUUAGAAACAGAGGUUGAAAAAUCCUUUAAUGACUGGCGCAGUCUAAUGCAGUCUAAUAAUAUUUUAGUCUGUCUGGGGACUAAUUUUUUGUAUGCUAUACAGAGAAACUAUAUCCAGUUGAAAGAAGUAAAUUUGAUUAUAUUUGACAACUGUCACAAUGCAGUGGAGGUAGAGAAUCAUCCUUAUGCAGCGAUAGUACAAGGCAUUAAAAAAUUGACUAAGUCAGACAGACCCCAUAUCCUUGGUGUAACAGCAGCUAUUGCUGGAACUGACUGCAAUGAUCCAGAGAAGUUAACAAGAACCAUUUCAUCUAUGGAAGAAACAAUGUUUGCCUAUGCUGAGACUUCUAUGCUGAUUCUCUCAGAGCGUUUCGGCUGUCGCCCGAAGGAGUCAAUCAUCAGAUGUGGUGACAGUGAGCUUUACGAUGAUCACAGCUCAUUGAAAGAUCUCUUGGAAGACAUUCUAGAACAGUGCUACUUUUUUUUCUCAGACUGCCGAAUAUCCAUUGAUGAUGCUGUGGAUAAUCGGAAUCCCUGUGACACACCAUUACAAGUAUUAAAUCAAUGUCUGAACAUUCUAAACAUCUUAGGUUCGUGGUGUACAGCUUCUGUUGCAGAGUACUUUAUCAUGCAACUAGACAAAAUUAUUAAGUUUGAAAAAAACGACAUCCAUAAACAGUUUCUACGCUGUGUGAUCACCACACUUCGUUAUCUUGUGAAGACAUUUGAAAUGAAUUUCCACCCUAAUUAUGAUGUCAAUGAGCUCCUGGAGUACACGACGCCAAAAGUUCGUGAGCUAGUAACUGUUUUAAGAAAAUACAAGCCAGAGAUGGACUUUAUCAUUGUCAGUAACAGUGACAGCUACAAUGACGAUGAUGAGUUCUCAGAUAUUUCUGAUGAUGAUGAUGACUCCAUCAUGUCAGGCUCUGAUGACGAAGACAGUAGUGGGGAAGGAACAAAGUCAAAACCUAUGCAUAUAGCAGUGAAACGCACCCCUGAUGGUGGACAUGAACGAAUCAUGACAUUCUCCGAAGAGGAGGAAAAAAACCUUUGUGGAAUUGUUUUUGUAGAGAGCCGCUACAUUGCAUUUGGCCUUAAUAAAAUCAUUGAAGAGGUUUGCUCUUGGGAUGAAAAUCUGUGUUUCGUAAAGAGCUGCCAUAUAACUGGUCAAGGUUUGCGGGGAGCUAAUGGAAAGCAGAAAGUCAACAAAACGUACAAGCGCCAGGAAGAGGCUCUGAGAAAGUUUAGAACUCAGGAGUGUAAUCUAGUCAUUGCCACUUUAGAGUUGGAAGAAGGCAUUGAUAUACCAAAAUGUAAUCUCGUUGUAAGAUUCGACCCUCCUAAAGAUUUUAGAGCUUAUGCUCUUUCAAAGGGUAGAGCUCGUGCAAGGGAUGCUGUCUAUGUAAUCUUGUUGGAUAAUGAUAAUUUUGAAGGAUUUAACUCAAGUCUUAAAGUUUUUAAAGGAAUUGAACAGGUACUAUUGGGUGAAAACAGAAGUCUCUCUUUGACUGAGUCACUAAGCUCUGGUGAAGAAGCAGACUGUGAGGCUGAAGAUGAUGAGGAGGAAAUGAGUGAAUCAAAAGAUCAACAAUUGACUCCAUACUAUACUAUGCCAAAUACUCCAAACUCUCCGCAUGUAACUAUGCAAAGUUCCAUAGCUCUUAUAAACAGAUAUUGUGCUAAACUCCCAAGUGAUGCCUUCACACAUCUUACACCUCAUUGUCGCAUUGAAUCUGUUGCUGGAGAGCCACCGCUUUAUAUUGCCUACUUAAGGCUACCCAUCAAUUCUCCAAUUAAAGAAGAACUGCAGGGUCCUGCAAUGAAAACCAGAAAGCUUGCCAAGAUGGCAGUAGCACUUAAAAUGUGCGAAAUACUUCACAAAAAAGGAGAGUUAGAUGAAAACUUGGUUCCUGUGGGUAAGGAGAUGUUUCUCUAUGAAGAAGAGGAAGAGUGUCAGAAUGAGGAAGAUAUGACUGGUCAGGCCAGACCUGGAACUACAAAAAGAAAACAAUUUUAUAUCAAAAAGACUGCUGAAGUGUUGCUUAAUUGUCGUCCACUGCCCGGUGAGCCUUCCUUUUUAUAUCUAAUCAAUUUAAAGCUAACAGGACCAAUCACUGAUGAGCAGAACACUAGAGGUAGAGUAAUCUAUGCACCAGAGGAUACAGUGCAGACACUUGGGAUUCUCUUGUCUAAGAAAAUUCCUUUGAUGCCGUAUUUUCCUGUCUACACGAGGUCAGGGGAGGUCACUGUAUCUAUUGAUCUAAUUCAAGACAUCAUAUGUUCUGAGGAGGAAAUCUUGCGUCUUUCGAAAUUUCAUCAUUUUGUUUUUUCUGGUGUUCUACAUCUUGAGAAAGACCCUAUGGACUUUGAUUAUGUCAAGGCAGACUGUGGCUACCUUGUUGUUCCAUUAAAUGGAAAAUCGCAUAAUGAAUUAGAAAUAGAAUGGGACUUUGUGGACAAAGUAAUUGAUUUUAUAAAAAUAGAGAAACGAGCAGGAUUCAGUUCCAAAGGUGGCAGUGAGCCAUUUCAUUUCAAUGUGGAUGACUUUGAAGAUGCAGUAGUCAUGCCUUCAUAUCGUAACAUAGACCAGCCUCAGCACUUUUAUGUUGCAGAGAUCCGUCACGAUUUAAAUCCAGUCAGCCCUUUCCCGUCACCAGAACUUUAUAAAACAUUCCAAGAUUACUAUACAACCAAAUAUGGAUUAAUGAUCACCAAUACUGUACAACCUCUCUUGGAUGUUGAUCAUACUUCUGCAAGACUGAACUUACUCACUCCUCGAUACAUGAAUCAAAAAGGUGUGGCACUCCCUACCAGCAGCGCUGAGACAAAGAGAGCUAGAAGAGAAAAUCUGCAGCAGAAACAGAUAUUGGUUCCUGAACUCUGUGAUGUUCACGUGUUCCCUGCGUCACUGUGGAGAAAAACUGUUUGCCUUCCUGCUAUUCUCUAUCGAGCAAACUAUUUAUUAUUGGCAGAAGAAUUGCGUCAGAAAAUAUCUAGAGAAACUGGAAUAGGUCUUGAAGGGCUUCCAGAAAGAUUCAGAUUUCCUAAGCUCGAUUUUGGUUUUGACACAAGUCCUGAGAAGCUGCUGGACAAUGAAGGAUUUAGUAAGAAAAAUAGUCCAAACAGCAAAAUAUCAAAAGUUGAGGAGGCUAAUGUAAGAUUAGGACACCCAAGACUUAAGUUAGAAAACUGUGAACUUCAAACUGAAAAUUUUAAAGACCAUCAAAUUCAGCCAGAUGAAAUAGCAUUUACAAGUGAAGACACCAAAACAGAGUCUUCCUCUGACAGUGAUUCUGGUGUUGCAUCAUCAUCAUCAAGCUCAGAUAACUGUGCCAGUAAAUUUUACAAGUGCGAAGCUCAAACUAAUUUAUCUUUAGAGCAGAAGAGUGUUGAUAAAAACUCAUCAAGCCCAUCUGUUGAAUCCUCCAUUACAAACUAUGCAUCAGAUGAUAUUACAACUUCUACGACCAACUCAGUGUCUUGCAAUAACCAAAAUAGCACCUUCACAAAAGAUGGCUGUGAUCUCCCUUUUACGCCUGCUCUUCAGCAAUCAAAAAGUAAUUUCAGCACACCAGCUAUGUCUGUGAUAAGUUUAUCUAAUCAUGCACCUGUCACAAAAUGUACAUCUACAAUAUCUUUGGCCACUAGUCUGUCUCCCUCAGUCUCACCCACCUUCAAUGUUGACACUUUAAAGACAAAUGAAUCCACAACUUAUCUAUCUAAAGAUACUAAAUCUUGUGAGAUUAAUCAAAUUUCACUGGUGGCUGACACAUCCACUCCCGGUGCCUAUUGCCAAACUGGUGCUAAUAUUAAUGCAACAUUGUUUUUACCUUGCUCCACAAUAACCACACCACCUUUAUUUAUGUCUUCAUCAUCUGUAUUGUCGUCAUCAUCAUUAUCAUCAUUUUGCAAUAUCAAAGAUCCUAGUUUGGUUGAAGAGUUCUCAUGCUCGCCAAUGUCAACUAAACUUGUAGCAGGGAAGAUGAACCCCUCUGAUCCGUCAUCAUCUGUUUCCCCAAAUAUCAAUGCAGUUUUAAAUGUUAAAAACCAUCUUAGCAAUUCCAAGGCUGACCUCAAUUUUCCAGGUUGUGAACCUCAAGGUCCUGAUGCUGCUGACCCUGCCUUAUUUCCAGCUACAGAAUGUAUUCACGAUACUUUAACCACAUCUCUAUCUAACCAUUGUGCAUCUCAUUCACCAGUUGCUCAAUCAUUUAACCAUAACCACAUCAGCCCUUCGAACAAAGCCAUUCGGCAAGAACAUGACAGUGCGCACACUAAGAAUGGCUAUUUGUUGAAUGGCCAUGCGAAACAUGGCAAUGACAGUGAAUUAAGUGAUGGUCCAUCAAUCAUUAUGAACACUUUGUCAGAGGAACUCAGCGGACUAGAUAUUGAUCUCAUAAUUCCCCAAACCAACACUUCUGAUACAUUCCAUACAUUUGAUACACCUCUCCAAAGUGACACAAAAACAAACUCUCAGUGUGGAAAAAAAUAUGGCCAAUCUUCUUGGCAGCAAGCAUGGCUUAAUGAGAUGGAGGCUGAUUUGUUAGAGGAAGAAAAUCAGACGGAUGAAAAAUGUGUAUGGAAUUCCGAAGAAAAGGCUUUAACUGACAAAGAAAAGAACAGCAAGAAUGUUCCGGAGGAAAGUUUAUUAGCAGAUAAUGAAGUCAUCAAAUUCUCGUUUGAUACACAGGAAGUUAAAACUACUCAAGAUAACUCUUCAUCUCAAGACAAAAAUGAAUUAGAGAAAGGAAAUAGUGUCCAAGUACACACUAAGUCUGAGGAAGCACCAACUAAUAUAACAGAUUUUGAAAUAGAUUACUGGAAUACAGCUGACAAGAAUACAAAAAAGUCUGGAGAGAACUCUUUGACCAAAAUGUAUAACAAAUUGAUUGACCAAGAUGAGGGCAUCUAUGAUGAGCUUCCCUCUAGGCCUUUGUACAGCAAGCUAAAAGAAUUGAAGGAACUAUCAGCCAGUUAUCAGCAGGCUGAUGCUGUAGCCACUGUCAGUUUAGAUGAGGAUAGAGAUUUAACAACCUUUGUCGGCCCCAGCCCUUGCCUCAUCAUGCAAGCCCUGACCAUGUCUAAUGCCAAUGAUUUCUUCAGUCUGGAGAGACUGGAAACAAUAGGUGACUCCUUUCUCAAGUAUGCCAUUACAGUGUAUUUGUAUUGCAGCUAUCCCGGCAUACAUGAAGGAAAACUGAGUUACUUGCGUAGCAAACAGGUUAGUAACUACAAUUUAUAUAGGCUUGGACGUCGCAAAGGUUUGGCAGAGUGCAUGGUGUCUACAAAGUUUGAACCCUUUGAAAAUUGGUUGCCGCCGGGCUAUGUCAUCAAUGAUGAUAAAAGACGAGGUCCAGUACCCAAAGUUGUCAUAGUGACACCAGGAUCAAAAGUCAAUAACUCGCUACGCAACUUUUAUUUGGAUGAGGCUGAUACAGCCAAGAAAGAUGAAGCAGUCCUAUUCAAUAAAGAACUGGAAUGGAUUCAACAAAGCCAAGAGGCAGACCAACAGGAUGAAGUGCAGCAGGAACCAAGUAACAAUCUAACACCAUACAGUCUUCAGUGUCAUCAUGGGCUCCCAGACAAAAGUGUGGCUGAUUCUGUAGAGGCUUUAAUUGGUUGCUACCUUACUACAUGCGGCCGAACUGCUGCCUUGAUAUUUAUGUCUUGGCUUGGACUCAGGGUACUUCCAAAGAAAAAGAAAACAAUAGAGGAUAGCAACAAACUAGAAAGGGCUAGUGGAAGUUCUUUUUGUAAGCUAGCUGAGCUUGAGUUUGAUGAGCUCCGCUGUCCCCCAUCCCCAAUGUUCUCAAACACAGAAGAGAAUCAAGCCAAGCUUCAACACUUGUUGCAAGGGUUUGACUCUCUUGAAGAAAAGAUUGGCUACACAUUUAGAGAUAAAUCCUAUCUGCUUCAGGCGUUUACUCAUGCUUCCUACCAUUACAACACUAUCACCGAUUGUUAUCAGAGAGUUGAAUUUCUUGGGGAUGCCAUUCUUGAUUAUGUCAUAACAAGACAUUUGUACGAGGACUCUCAGAAGUAUUCUCCUGGUAUCCUGACUGAUCUAAGAUCUGCUUUGGUCAAUAACAACAUCUUUGCUGCCUUGGCUGUCAAAUGGGGCUUCCAUAAAUACUUUAAGGCCAUCUCACCCUCGUUGUUCCAAGUAAUAGACAAGUUUGUCAAAUGCCAGAAAGAAAAAAAAGAUGAUGAUAUAGAUAUAGACGAAGAGUUCAGAGAAUUGUCAUUAGAAGAUUGUGAGCAGGAAGAAGGUGCUGAUGAAGAAGAUGAGGAUGAGGAAGUUGAAAUGGAAAUUCCCAAAGCUCUGGGAGAUAUUUUUGAAUCUGUUGCUGGUGCAAUCUAUUUAGAUAGUGGCAUGUCUCUGGAUACUGUUUGGCGAGUCUACUACAGAAUGAUGAAGCCCCACAUAGAUAAAUACCUAAAAAGUAUUCCUAAAUCACCAGUCAGAGAACUUUUGGAAACUGAACCAGAAACAGCUAAAUUUGAACGUCCAGAAAGAACAAUGAAUGGUAAAGUCAGAGUGACAGUUAAUGUUGUGGGUAAGGGUGUUUUCAGUGGAGUGGGCAGGAACUACAGAAUCGCUAAAAGUGCUGCUGCCAAGAAGGCUCUACGCUCCAUUCGCACAAUGGCUCAAAAUUUGUUGGGCUGAUCAUCUGAAUUCGGCUGUACUUUAUUUAUUGAUUGGACUGAAGCAUUUUUUUACAAAAUAUUUUUGCUAUAUAUACAUAUAUGUGUUUACAUGUUAAGUGUCAGCUGAUAGUUUGAUGUUGUAUAGUGUGAAUGUGAUCAUUGGUGAGCAAAGCCUUAUACAUCAAGCAUUCAAUUAGCGAUAUGCAACACUCAGUUUUUAUCAAGUGCUAAUACAAUCUGUUUGAGAUUAAUUCACAAAAAAUGUUCAGUGAAGAGUGAGUGGUUUAUUGACCUGAUAGCUAGUUGAUCAAGCCUCUUUAUCUCAAUGCAAUAACUGGCCUUAAACAUGAAACACUGCUCAGUGAGUGGUUUGCAAAUAUAUAGAAAUAUACUCUUUGUGUAAGUUGUUUUUUUUCUUCUUUUAACUCUUUCACUGCUAAGCAAUGCAUUAAUUUUUGUAAGCACCAUAAUGCAUAACCAUUGCUCAGAAAAAUAGUUAAUGUACUGUUCUAGUUUUUAAAUUUUAGAAGUUCUUUUAAAAAAAAUAUCUUUUUUUAAUUUACACUGCUUUUUUUUUAUAGAAAAAAACCUUGGUUGUUUUUGUGUUUCUGUUAGCCAGAUUUCUUUGUAGUGAAAGAGUCUGUAUGCAUAUUGUGCAAGUAAUUUUUUUAUUUAUUGAAAAGUGCCAUUUUUGUCCAAUAAUCAAAGUAUGUGGAUGAAGCAUUUAUUUUCUUUAUACAAAGAAAACCUUUCAAGCUUCUAAUAGGUAACACUUAUAAAUCAAUUGCAGAAAAAGUCCUUUUUUCUUUUAACUGCAAUGAAAGUAAAUCCACUUAAAAUUACCUUAAUAUUCAAAGUUAAAAAUACCUGGUCAAAGCAUUUAUAUUACAUUAUUUAGAAUUGUUUCAAAUUUAUAUUUACAGUUUGAUAGAAAUUUUUAUUGUCUCUUUUCUUUUCCAAUUGUAAACAGUUGUUAUUGUCAAUUAUAUUUAUGUAAAGAACAAACAAAUUACUUAGUAAAGCGUGAUUUAGUAAGACAUUAUUGAAGAGAAAAAAUAUUAAAGAGAUCCGCAAUA
This is a messenger RNA of Biomphalaria glabrata, 8257 nucleotides long. Its product is annotated as endoribonuclease Dicer-like. NCBI's taxonomy places the organism in Eukaryota, Metazoa, Mollusca, Gastropoda, Planorbidae. Gene Ontology annotation, biological process: apoptotic DNA fragmentation; rRNA processing; pre-miRNA processing. Gene Ontology annotation, cellular component: nucleus; cytoplasm; RISC complex. The transcript is spliced from 21 exons. Gene Ontology annotation, molecular function: deoxyribonuclease I activity; ribonuclease III activity; protein binding. Bases 202 to 7200 code for a protein of 2332 amino acids. The record is from RefSeq and is a predicted model, not a curated record.